Trichoplusia ni (cabbage looper) is the source of this 6791-nucleotide messenger RNA. RefSeq lists its product as uncharacterized. The record is from RefSeq and is a predicted model, not a curated record. Gene Ontology annotation, biological process: superoxide metabolic process. The transcript has 24 exons. Lineage: Eukaryota; Metazoa; Arthropoda; Insecta; Lepidoptera; Noctuidae. Gene Ontology annotation, molecular function: metal ion binding. The coding region runs from base 399 to 4832 and encodes 1477 amino acids.
GCCAAAUUUCAUUCAUGUAUCGGCCAUUUUAAAUUGCAGAAUUGGGGCCCUGGUUUCCGUUGGUCUCACGUCGUGGAUGUCAUUCUCCCUGACAUUCAAAGCUAACACUUACAUUAAACGAGUUCCAUUGUAUAACAUUGUGAUAAAGGAAUCAGAUUCCGAUCAACAAAUUCAAGCAUUUCUCGACGAUACCGCGAAACUUCUUGAUUCAUGUAAUGACGGCGGGUCAUUUCCUCGCAGCCUUCGUCUCCCCUCUCGCUCUAACAUCUACCCGUCUCAACAGUCAAGUUGUACUCAAGUUAAGUCAGUGCCUUUCACCAGUUGAGAGAAACCAGUGGCAUGGUGUGUCACGAUACGAUGUCUGUAUAGUUAGCGCUACUCAAAUAGUUUAAGUUAAAAUGUUUAACGCGAAUAGUCAUGUGAGACCAAAGUUCUUGUGUUUAGUGUAUUUUGUGUUGAUAAGUGUUGAAAUAUCAAAAUGCCUGGUGUUGCGCGCGUACCUGUCGCAGCACGGGCUGCACGGCGAGAUCGAGUUCUCGCACAAGAACGACACGCUGAUCAGCAUCCGCACCAACCUGAAGGCCACGCUGCAGUACCCGGACGGCGUGUGGCGCUGGACCGUGCACGAGUUCCCUGUCGACUACCGCGAGCUGGCCGAGGCGCGCUGCUCCGACGCCGAGCUGGGCCGCGAGCUCAUCGACCUCACCGAGGAGCUGGGCUACCUCAUCAUCCCCGGCAAGGACCACGCCGAGUUCGAGAGCAGGAACACGCUCACGGGGCCCAACGGGCUCUGGGGGAAGAGCAUCGUGCUGGAGACAGCUGACCGCGACCGCGUCAUCUGCGCCUCCAUACUCUCCACAGACAAGACGUACGAGAAGAAUGCGAUCGCCAGGUUCACGUCCCCAGUGGCCGGCACGCUACACUUCCGGUGGCUGUCCGCCAGAGAGUCCGACGAGUCCGACUCCUACAUCCAGGCGGACCUGUACCACACCAAGGCCGUGUCGGAGAAGUUGGAGUUCACGGAGCACAAGUGGAAGCUGUUCGUGACGGACAUAUUCGAUGCGGACAAGGGGAACUACGAGGACAACUGUAACGUGCUGCAGCUGGUGUUCGACCCGGAAAACAGCGGGGACGGGAUGAGUGUAGGCGACCUGGACAGCCGGCUCGGGCUCAUCAAGGUGGCGGCCGACGCCAACGUGCGGAAGACCAAGACGCUGUUCAAGGACGAGGUCAUCAACGUGCUGCGCGGCGACAUGGAGGUGACGCGCCGGAGCCUGUACGUCGUCAUCUACGACAACCGGCACUCCGACAGCUUCCUCGCCUGCGCCAAGCUGCGCCCCAUGCAGCCCAAGAGCACCAAGGUGCUAGUAAACAUGGACGGUAUUCGCGGCUCGGUGGACUUCACGCAGCGCUCGCCCUUCGACCCGACGUGGACGAACUUCCAGCUGGGCGCGUCCGACCAGGACUACGAGUCCAACCUGCGCUUCGUGAGCUCCGUGCUGCAGUACAGCGUGCACGAGCUGCCGCCGCGCAUCGUGCACGACAAUGUGGAGACCAUGUGUAACACCACCGGGGAGAUCUACAACCCCACUGGGGUUGAUCUGAAGAAUCUGCCGCCGCCAGGCAUGGGCACCCAGGACCAGUACCCGGUGGGUGACCUCCUGGGCAAGCACAAGGACCGCACGGAAUACCUGAACCACCGCUACCUGCUGCCCGGGCUGGCCAACGAGCUGAGCGGCGCCUACUGGGACCUCUACCUGCCCCUGCAGGGAAUCAACAGCGUCGUGCAUAGAGCACUCGUGGUAGACCGGCGUCCCCCGAAGCGCGCCGUCUGCGGCACCAUCCUGCUGUACGAGGCGGACACGGAGUACCAGACGCCGAUGUCGUCCGCGCAGGUGGUGUUCCGCUACCCGCUGGUGGGGCGCGUCGUGUUCCGCCAGCCGCAGGACCGGCCCUGGGAGGACACCACCAUCAUCGUCGAGAGUCUGGUGCACGCGGACGGCGCCAACGUGAACAACACGGGCGAGCACCGCUGGGCCAUCCACGAGCAUGCGCCGGGCGCGGACUACUACAACUGGUCGGCGCGCUGCGUGAGCGCCGGCCGCGUGUUCCAGCCGCACGCGCUCGACAUCGACACGCGCCACCCGGAGGCCUACUGCCGCCCCGCCACGCAGGGGCUCUGCCGCCUCGGGGACCUCACCACCAGACACGGCAUGCUGUCGGUGGCGGGGCGCAAGGCGGACGCGGCGCGGCUGACGCGGCGCGUGUUCACGGACCCGCUGCUGGCGCUGGCGGGGCGCCUCGCCGUCACGCGCAAGUCGCUCGUGCUCUACGACGACCACGGCCCCGUCGCGCGCGGCGAGCGGAUGGCUUGCUCCAUUGUGAACGGCCUGCACCGUCGCAAGGCGGUGGUCCGCGACUGGUUCGGUAACGGCUCGCCGGCGCCGCUAAAGGGCCGCAUCGAGUUCACGCAGCAGUCCGAGUAUGACGUCACCAACGUGCACGUCGCGCUCGACGGACUCGAUGACGUCAACAACUACAAGAUACAUAUCGUCCCAGUGGAGAAGGACCUGGAGUUCCCCUGCGAGAAGACGACUCUCUACGAUACCUUCAACCCGUACCACGUGAACAAGUCACUCAGCCCGCCGCCUACCAAAGGCACGGCGGACCAGUACGAGCUGGGCGACCUGGGCGCCAAGUACGGGCUGCUGGACGGGCGCGCGCUCAGCACGCACUACAACGAGACGCUGCUGUCGCUGUUCGGGCCGCACAGCGUCGUCGGCCGCGCCGUCGUCCUGCACACCAAGCGCCAGCGCCGCCGCGCCUGCGCCAGCGUGGAGCGCGGCUACAGCCCGUCCGAGGCGCGCGAGCUGCGGGCCAUCGCGUCCUUCCACCAUCCCGGGGGCUUCGCCAGCGGGUACAUCCGCUUCACGCAGCUGAUCCACAACGACGGCAGCGCCAGCGACACCACCGUCGAGGUCAAGCUGCGACACCCCGGCGUCAGGGACACCAACCUGACGCUGAACCACAACUGGGCGAUCUUCGUGAACCCGGUGGGCGUGGACGCGGCCGUGAAGGUGACCAACACGCGCUGCGUGGCCGGCGGCUACCGCUGGAACCCGUACUUCACGCAGCUCGCAGACCCGCUCAACCACGACCUGUACAACCAGGAGUGCGGCGCGGACAACCCGCUGCGCUGCGACGUGGGCGACCUCACCGCAAGACUCGGGACCAUCAACAUAGGCGGAGAGCGUCAGAUGUUCAUGGACAGUAACUUCCCACUGGAAGGGCCGGUGUCGGCCGUGGGUCGCUCCAUCGUGAUCUUCGGGCCCGAGCGCAGUUCCGAGCGCUUCGCCUGCGCCAACAUCGAGCCCGACAAGGACAUCAUCAAAUAUGUCAACAUCAUGAAGCCGCCCAGAUUCGUGCUGGGCCAGUUCCUGUCGGAGAUGCGCGCGGUGCUGGGCGCGCCGGGCUGGAUGCUGGCGCUGGACGCGCGGCGCACGCGCGCGCUGCACGCCGGCGCCUGCCUGCAGCUGCUGCUGCACUUCAGCGGCCCGCACGCCAACCGCCUCGAGCUGGACUUCACCAAAUUGCUAGCGUCGGGUCGCCUGGAUUCGCCCAGUAUAUUCAUCCCUGGGUACGUGAACACGAAGCGCAAGCGGACCACGUCGUACCGACAGUGCGGGACCACGGACCCCAACGAGAGGAAAAUACAGGCCAACCUAGAGGGGCCUUUCUUGUUCUUCGGACCCAAGUCUUUGGAGAAAUUUAAGCGACCGGCUCUCAAGUACCUGGACCAAGAUGAGCUCAUGCGGAUCUACGGCGAGCAGGCGGCGAUCGUGGUGUUCAACAACCAGGACUCGGUGCCGCUGUCGAGCGGCUACUUCCCGCGCCUGAGGAAGAUGCUGGAGGGGCAGGCCACGCUGGUGCUGCCGCAGGACUUCCUCGACGUGCAUCCCGACUACGUCAGCAACGAGACUCAGGUCCUGACUCUGCAGGGUCCGUGGUCGGAGCGCGACGCCCAGAUGACGGAGACCUUCGCCCGGCUGCAGGACAUCUAUGGCGCCGGACGAGUGCUGGGCAUCUUGGGGAACUCGGUAUCUCAGAGCCAGUCGGCGGACUACAUGGACAGUGAGCCCUGGUCGAGGGUGCGACGCCAGGUCUCCAACGAGAACGCUACCGCAAUAGAAGACGAAAGGCCUUCGAAGAUCAUGCAGAAGUUUGCGCUCUAUAAUGCUACGGGUCCCCCUGGCAAGGGCGCGCUUCUAUUCUCCUCUGGGUGGCCAGAACUCCGCCGCAACAACGGCACCACCCUCAGACUCAGCACACCAGUGGGAGAGCCUACCAUCAAACCCACCAGGCUGUACACCAUGCUCGUUGUGAGGUUCGUCGAUGGAGACAGCAGAGACAAGAUCACUCUGGAGUUCAGUUUCAAGCAAUCGGCUGGCUGGUGGACGGCUGUGGGAGUGGAAGUGAAGUUCGGUCUCGAAACGACGGGUAUCAGUUUGAAGGCGCCCGCGCCGCCUGAUGCCCCGUCCGCCGUGCUGGGCCGCUCCUACCACUGCUCGCUGCCGCUAGUCUACUCGUCAGAAGACGCAACGCUGACACUGCCAGACGUUCAGAUGCAGAUAUUCAUGGACAGCACCGAAAAGUUUGCCGACGCCUUUGACUGUAUUGGAUUUACAACUGUCCCAAUUUGGUCUGGCUUGAUGGUGUCAUUCAUCAUGCUGUUAGGGCUCGGCAUCUCGCUGUCCAUGAUCCUGGACAUCAAGACCAUGGACCGCUUCGAGAACAACCGGAGCAAGCAGCUGACCAUCACCGUCAGCGAGUAACACCUUCUCCAUCGAUGACACGCCGGCGGUCACCACACUCCAAGCUACGAUCGCCGCCGCUGUUCCAGUCAGAACCGAAGUAAAAUAUUUUUGUUAAAAUGUUUGUCGCGUUAUGACUAGACCAGUAUUCCAUAGCAUUCCCUUCUAUAUCUUGUUAUAGAAGGGAAUGUUAAAAACAAAAACCUCAACAAGAUCACUAAUUAAGACGUGCUUCCAACCAGGGGAGGCUACUCCUCGUAGGGCAGCCGCGCGCACACAGAUGUAACAAGAAGCGAGGUCCAGACCGAUUCUGGGAGUACAGACGUGAACUCGUAUAGUAUCAAAAAAAUGAGAGAGAGAGUAUUAUACGAGAGCACCGAGUGUUCGCGAGUCCUAUGGGCGUCGUGUCUGUGUGUGCGCGCGGCUGUGUCGGCUUGUCUUCCCAUGCUGGUCUGGGAACGAGAGAAAAACAUAGAAGGAUCAGCUGCUUAUCAUCCCGCGCAAGUCGUAAGAGUCGACUGAGGGAAACGGGUUAAAGUGGCGCACGGGGCGGCGAGUUAGCAACCCGCCGCCUCAUAGGGCGUCACCUCCAUCUCAACCCAUGUUGCUAGCAACGCCUCAGGAGCCAACUCCUGAGGCGUUGCUCAUAGAAUAUUUUUGUACUAAUAUAUUAAUCGCAGCAUAUAAAGCCGGGAAAACGCUUAGCAUAAGAAGUAAUGGUAGAUUCCUGUCUCUGUUCCUGUCCUCUUCUUUCUGUGUGUAGCAUUAAGGGUUAACGUUUAGAUUUAAGGUUGUAAAUAAUAGUAUAAGCAAUGUCUCGUACUAUAUGUAUUUUACGACAUUGUUUUACUAAAAAUGGUUAAGGUGCGUCAAAGCUGUCAGUGUGGCUCAUUAAAGUCCACACCAAUUGUGAAGCAAGUGUUUCAUUUAUAUAAACCUCGUAUGAAAAUACACAUCAGAUAAGUGUCUACACACUUGAUAGAAAUACCUAAUAUCUUAGGGGCAUUUUUAUCGAAGACUCGACUUACUUUAUGUAGAGUCAUUUGGGUUUUUUGUUAAUACUUCGAGUUAUUAAUUCAUGAGAAGCAAACUGAAAUCUUGUGUAUCGUAAAGACAGUUAGUGUAAGACGGUCAUGUAAGGAACGAAGUUAGAGGAGAGGCGAUGUUCUAUUGAACGUUGAAGUUUUGUCAAAGCGCAGAUCCCGAUAUGAAUUCUCUUCAACUUUACAUAUAAAUUAUUUCAGUUUAAUUUCAUGUCAAAUCAGUAUGAAAACCAUCAGUAGAUAAGUCUCGCUCCCUACAGGUAAGGUCUCCUCCUCGUAGGGCAGCCGCGCACGCACAGCAGCAAAGCGAGGUCCAGACCGAUUCUGGGAAUACAGACGUGAACUCGUAUAGUAUCAAAAAAAUGAGAGAGAGAGUAUUAUACGAGAGCACCGAGUGUUCGCGAGUCCUAUGGGCGUCGUGUCUCUGUGUGUGCGCGGCUGUGUCGGCUUGUCUUCCCAUGCUGGUCUGGGAACGAGAGAAAAACAUAGAAGGAUCAGCUGCUUAUCAUCCCGCGCAAGUCGUAAGAGUCGACUGAGGGAAACGGGUUAAAGUGGCGCACGGGGCGGCGAGUUAGCAACCCGCCGCCUCAUAGGGCGUCACCUCCAUCUCAACCCAUGUUGCUAGCAACGCCUCAGGAGCCACCUCCUGAGGCGUUGCUCAUAGAAUAUUUUUGUACCUAGAUAAUAAUCGCAGCUUAUAAAGCUGGGAAAACCUAGAGCAUAAGUAAUAAGUACAUACAUUAAAAGUCAUUUCUUUCAUGUGUAGUAUCAAAGGGUUAACGUUUAGAUUUAAGGCAAUAGGAUAAGUGUAAAUAAUAGAAUAAGUAAGCAAUGUCUCGUACAAGGUGUACUUAACGACGUUGUUUCACUUAAAAUAAUGGUUGGGCCAGAACCGUCAGUGUAGUUUUUAAUUAUUAAAGUCCACACCUAAUGUCAA